Molecule: messenger RNA, 1471 nt
Organism: Drosophila suzukii
Lineage: Eukaryota; Metazoa; Arthropoda; Insecta; Diptera; Drosophilidae
Product: trypsin-7
Biological process (GO): proteolysis
Molecular function (GO): serine-type endopeptidase activity
Source: RefSeq, a predicted model, not a curated record
UCGGCAGCAAGCAAGAGACACCUGAACGAAAAAAACGAAAGACACGGCAAAAUCGGGCCGAAUAAAGUGAAUUCCAUGAUAAAGCGAAACGGAAUACAAGUGAAGUGCUAUCGAUACGCCAGAACAAGGGCGAAGAGCUAAAGAAGCCGCGACCGGAAUCCCCUAAAGAACCGUCGCGCCUCCACAAUCCAAAAGACCGAACCCGAACCGUCAAAAUUACUUACUAUUACCCUCCGAUUUCGUGCGGCGCGUGCAACCAGAGCGAGGACAUCAUGCUCUUAUCCUACCGAUGCAUCUACUCGGUGCUGCUGUCCACCAUAGCCAGUAUUAUGGUGGUCCUCAGCUCUGCAUCCUCCGGCUCCAUGCAGCUGCCCACCGUUCGCAAGUGCGGCGGUGGCGUCAGCUCCACGGGAGCAGCCCACACUAUGGCCAUGAACUUGGCGGCCUACGGGCUGCUGGAGAAUCGGAUUAGCACUCUGGAAGCACCGCGACAAACGCACUGGAGCAAGAAGUUCCUGGCCAAGCGGGAAGCGACUCCACACUCAGCGCCCUAUGUGGUCAGCAUCCAGAUGAUGACGCCGGCAGGACUGGUCCACUACUGUGCCGGCACUGUGAUCAACGAGCACUGGAUCCUGACGGCGGCCCACUGCCUCAGUUCACCGCAGGCGGGAAAUUCCGUCAUUGUGGCGGGCAGUCACGACAUCCACGAUCAGAAGGGAGAGGCGACCAACAUCCAAAUGCGACACAUCGACUACUACGUGCGCCAUGAGCUUUAUCUGGGCGGAGUGAAUCCCUACGACAUUGCUCUCAUCUACACCAGACCACUGGUCUUCGACGACUAUGUCCAGCCAGCCACGUUGCCGGAGCAGGAUGCUCAGCCGGAGGGCUAUGGAACUCUUUACGGCUGGGGCAAUGUCUCGAUGACGGCGGUGCCCAACUAUCCACAUCGCCUGCAAGAGGCCAACAUGCCCAUCCUGGACAUGGAGCUCUGCGAACAGAUCCUCGCCCGCUCCGGCCUCCAGCUGCACGAAACCAAUCUGUGCACUGGUCCACUGACGGGUGGCGUUAGCAUCUGCACCGCCGACUCCGGCGGUCCGCUGAUCCAACAGUGCUGCGAGGAGCACUUCGAACGGGCCAACAUCGUCAUUGGCAUCGUGUCCUGGGGCAAGAUGCCCUGCGGCCAAAAGAACGCCCCCUCGGUCUUUGUCCGUGUCUCUGCUUUUACUGACUGGAUCAAUGAGGUCAUCAGCACGGCCACCCGGAUCAUUUAGGAUGAUCAUUGGAAAGGAAUGAGCGCUCGAAUGUGAAGAUAUCGAAAAAAUUAAAUAUACAAACGAAAAAAAAAAACACAAAAGAUUGAAAAACCCAAAGAAAAAUUUAGAUUCUCUAUAUAAUCUCACUAGGCAAUUAAGAUGAACAAAUAUAGAAUUAUAUACUGCCCUGAUUCUUGUAAUUUAAGACUUAGUUUAAG